This is a messenger RNA of Penicillium canescens, 2787 nucleotides long. RefSeq lists its product as uncharacterized. Gene Ontology annotation, molecular function: triacylglycerol lipase activity. The coding region runs from base 1 to 2787 and encodes 928 amino acids. The transcript has a single exon. NCBI's taxonomy places the organism in Eukaryota, Fungi, Ascomycota, Eurotiomycetes, Eurotiales, Aspergillaceae. The record is from RefSeq and is a predicted model, not a curated record.
AUGACUUCAAUCGGCAAUUCUCCAGAGGCGCUGGCUCCGCCGCAGAAACACCCGACAUUAUACUCCUCCGAGUCGUCGCCGAACAUCGCCGCCUCAGACUCCCCCUCACACUACUCGUCCUUCUCGAGCUCCGACAGCGAUGAUCCGGUCCCCCUGUCCGUCGCGGACGCCGACGAAGAUGCCGCCGGUGAUGUGGUCGGGGUCAGCAUUGGCCGCCAACAAAGCCGCAUGAAAGCCCGCGCAACGCCCCUGGAAGAGAAGAACCGCGUGCUAGAAAAGCAGGGGGAAUAUUUCGCGACGAUCCCGGAUACUGUCGGCGAAGACGGUCUUUUCGCAUCGCACAUCACGGUCGAGCCGGAGACGGUGGAACUCGAGACCGAACCCGACGUACAGCAAAAAGAGCGCACGAGUCCUUCUGUUCAGACGCAGCUGCAGCGCCGUGUUCCACAUGGUCCCCGCAGUGAUCUUUUUGCCCCGGGUUGGGGCAAGCCCCCGGCUACGGCGGAACAGAAGGAUAUAGCUGUGAGCCACCGGACUAGUUUUGUCGGUAAUUUAUUGAAGACGUCAUUGCCUCGUCGGCCGCGUGCCUGGUCUGGCGAGCUGAAGAAGUUCUUGCCGGACUUGGCGUCGUUGAGGAAGCGGCCUUCGCUCUCGUUCCGCGGCCCAGGGAACGCGCAGAAUCGAUCGCGCAGUCAGACCGUGGCACCCGCUGUUAAAAAGAACUUGGAGCAGAAGAGAACGUCGUCGCUGGAUCGGCGUUCUCCGCCCUCACCGCGAGCAUCGAGGGGAUCGAGUGGCUUCGGUCAUGAUGAUGAUGGAGAGGCCUCUCAGGCAAUUUCUGAGCUGCGAUCCCCUGAUGGAACCUCAGCUGCGAAGCAUUCUUUUGCCCGGCGACCUAGCACAGCUGUGACGGGUCGGCCACCGAGUCUGCGGAGGUCAUCAUCAGAUCAAUCACUAUAUCUGCGCGCUUCGUCCACGGCAUCGUCCCUGGAGCAGAGACCACUAUACGAGAAUGUGCACUCUCAGGUGAACAGCAGAUUCAAGGCAAUCAAGGAUAGUCUCCAAGAUUCGAGCAGCAGGCUCCUCAGCAUGCCGACUCUCCACGACAUUCGCACAGAUUGGGGUUCUCGGCAGUUCUUUCCAGAGCUUGGUAAUAGCUCCAAUUCCGCUUUCAAUGGCUCUGACAAUAAAGAGACACCCCAGCGUGCUGUGAGCCCGCCACCUCUUCCGCGGAACAAUCCCAAUCCGACACAUCCCAUCUUGGAAGAAGCCAUGGCCGAGCUUGCGGGAGAUGUUGUUAUCCUGGGAGGAUACCGAGGAUCAAUUCUGCGGUCGGCGAAACCGCCUCACCGACAACUCUGGGUUCCGAUGAAGGUUGGCUUGAAUCUGCGAAAGGUGGACCUGGAGGUCGGACUGAGCCCAGAGGAUGAAGAGCGCAUGGAAGAGACAAUCAUCCCAUCGGGUGUUCUCUCUCAUGUUGGUCCCGUGGACGUCUGCCGACGAUUAAUGAAACGACUUCGCAAGAGCGACAAUGCCCAACGUGGAGACCUCCGUGUCCAUGAUUACGGCUAUGACUGGCGAUUGAGCCCUGAGCUUCUGUCCCGCAGACUCAUCGCCUUCUUGGAGAAUUUGCCGUGCAAUCAACCCCAACCAGAAGGCUCUGAGAAACCCCGUGGAGCGACAGUCAUUGCCCACAGCCUGGGAGGCCUCAUAACCCGGCACGCGGUCAACGAACGACCGGACCUUUUCGCAGGCGUCCUCUACGCAGGCGUGCCCCAGCACUGCGUGAACAUCCUCGGACCCCUCCGCAACGGCGACGACGUCCUCCUCAGCUCACGCGUCCUAACAGCACAAGUAAACUUCACCUUCCGCACAAGCUUCGCCCUCCUCCCCGAAGACGGCCACUGCUUCAUCGACAAGCAAAGCAAAGAAGAAUUCCGCGUUGACUUCUUCGAUGCCAAAACCUGGGACGAGCACCGCCUCUCGCCAUGCAUAGCCCCAGCCCUCCCAACAAACGGCACCCUAAGCAACCGCGGCCUAAAAGACCUCCCGCUUAUCGGCAAGCGCUUCUCGAUGCCUCCACGCGACGACUCAGACGAAUCCCUCGCCCAAGAAGCCCACAACCUCUCAGACACCAACCAACCAAUCUCCACAGCAGACAAGGACAUCACAGCCCGCAACCCUCCCCGCCCAUCCGCCUAUCAUGCCCCAAUCCACUCAAACACAACGCCAACCCCGUCCUCCGUCGCAACCUACGCAUCGGAAAAAGCCCACAACGCCUACGAGACGGCCCACUCCCCAGCAGACGGGUUAGUUGGACCCGUCCAACACCCGCGCGGCAGCUCAGCAACAACCAAAGCGGCAACGACGAGCACGAUCCCACGCGGCGCAGCAAUGGAGUAUCUCCAGCGCACACUGCACGAGACGAAACGGUUCAAAUCGAACCUUGCUUUCCGGCCGGCUCAUCACUCCGAGAAUAAAUACCCGCCUGUGGCUGUGUUGUACGGUAAAUCCGUGCCGACUGUAUACGGAGCGCGGGUUGUCUCUCGCGAGGGCAUCAAGCAUAUUGAUGCGUAUGAUGAUCUGGCGUUUGCGGCUGGUGAUGGGGUUUGUCUUGCUUCGGCUGCUAUGCUUCCGCCUGGAUAUCGGAUUAUUAAGGAUGGGUUGGUUAAGAGUGAUCGCGGGCAUGUUGGGUUGCUUGGGGAUCUUGAGGGGGUCGGGCAGUGUUUGAGGGCUCUUAUUCGGGGAAGGAAGGAGGGUGUUGGGCUUGGUGAGAAGGAAUUAUGA